GGUGCUCCUGUGGCUUAUUUUGCAUGAAACCUGCCGUCACUUAAGCCGUUCUCUGAGUUUGUGUCCAACCCUCCUGCUCGUGAUGGUAGCCUAGGUCUUAGAGUGCGACCCUCUUCUGAGGACAUCGAGGUUUUGAUUGCCCCACUUCGGAGUCUUCCUGAGGAUGAGAGGCAGACUCACUUUGAGAUGCCAACUAGCACUGAUGACGCGGAGAUGGAUGCUGUGCUUAGCCUGCUGGCUGGGGAAUCAUCCGACUCAACCCACACCGAGCCGUUGGCCAUCACAACUGGGCAAGAACUUGGUGAAGAGGUGGAAACUUGGAAACCCGAAGGUGUCCGCCCAAAGCAUCCAUGCUGAGUGAGCCGCCUGACUGCACCUGUCGAGGAGAAAAGGAAGAAGAGGCGACUUCGGCGGCUGUCGUGCUUGGACCAGGUUGCAGGCCCUUCUGCACUGGCUACUGUUGAUGUCCUAGUGGAAGCCAUUCCUAAGGUUGAUGCCAAGGGUUGUGAUCGUGCAUAGGCUGUUGGCUGCCUGUUUGAUGAGGACGAAAAGGAAGAAGAAGAGGAAGUCCCGCUGAUUCACAAGAACAGUCGGCACUAUAGAGGUAGCGAGGGGGUAGUGAUAUUCCCACUCCAGCUCUGUCGGCCCUUGUCAGUCUUCAGGGGCUCUCAAUAUCAGAUUUUGAUCAAGUACUGGAGGAGGUCGUCCCCAAAGACAUGCUAUCAGAGCCUCAUGAAGAUGAUAUCACGGUCGUCUGUUCAGAGGUCCAAGACGGUGGGCUUUCCUUGCUCGAUUCUGUUGGGCAAGAGGUAACCCGAGCGGUGUCUCGUGCAUCGUCGACUUUGGAGGGCAACCUUCCAUGCUGAGACGCUGAUCUGAGUCAUCCGACUCCCAUGGAGGUGGCUGAGGGGCCUUCAUCCUUAGAGGUGGCUACUGCAGAAGACUCAGCCCCCAAGGGUGGUGCCGGCAGCUACCCACCCCCGAGGGUGUUGCUGGUAAUGAUCCAGCUCUUGUGGGUAGUGCAAGCUACAACCCAGCCCCCGAGGGUGUUCAGGUGUGCUCUCUUUCUCAUGCCUCCAUGGAUGUCCACGUUGGGUCGUUCCCACCUCGGUCCGAUGGAGCGACGGCGGUACAUGCUUCCAUAGUUUUAACUGGACAAGUCGCCUUAGAGGUCGGCGAGCUAAAUGCAAGGAGCCUGGUGUCUGCCGGUGGGGCUGAGGUCACCCCAGAUAGUGCUCUUCAGAUCGUUCUUGCUGACCUUCCCUCGUCGAGCCAUACCUCAGUUCCUCCUACCCUGGGUCUACCACUUUUCCUCUCCAAUCUUCAGGUGAGUUAGCCUCUUGUUCUAUGUUGUUCAUAUUAGCGAAUUAUCUUUCUUCUGCUCAUCUGUCCAUGAUCACAUGAUUUUGUUGAUGGAAUAUCUGCUCAGCUGAAAUCCUGCGGCGCCAAUGUUCCCGAACAAGCUCUGUCUCUGAUGCAGUGGAAUCCAUUGCUGCUCCAGAAAUAGAUCGAUGACCUGAAGGCGUCGAAUGCUGCUGCUUUGUCGAAUAUGGCCCAACGAUGCUCUGACCUUGAGGAGAAGUAUUCUCAAAGUCAAGCCAACUUGGCCCAGACUUCUGCUUUUUUGGACGGUGCACGUUCUUUGAAUUCUUCAGUUAAUGACCAGCUUGACUAUGAAAAAGUGGCGCAUGAGGAGGAGAAACGAGCACUCGCGGCCUCUCGUGACAAUCUGGAUAGGUUGUACCGUGAUGCUAGCAACUCCUUGACCAUAUUGGAGAGGAGCCACCGCUUCACCAUGUCUGACCUGGAUCAUCACCGCCAUGAGCUGCAAGUAUCCCAAGAUGAGGUUCUGCGACUUGGACAGUUGUUAUCGACCAAGGAUUCCACCAUCAAGGAUAUGUGUGCUUCCAAGAAGCUUGUGGCGCAGGAGCUAGAGGCCACUCGACUGGCUGUUAAAGCUUUAGAGGACAACUGCGCCGUCUUGAAGGCUCAACGCGACAAGGCUAUGGACAAAGUCGUUCGCGCUGGACGGAUCCUGAUGAGGAGGCCCGGCGUCGUGGUGCCUAACGAUAUUGUCGCUGAUGUCAAGGCUGCGCCCGAUGCUUCAAGUCGUCCUUCUUCUUCCGUCGCUCCUGUGAAAGACAUUGCUAGCAAAGACGUUUCGAUGCAGUGAUGUCCUGCAAAACACUCAAUGUAAUAUGAAUUCUAUGUGCAUGUGAUGGUUGCGUUAGAACUCGAAUAUUUUGUGGACAGGGCGCCAGAACAUGCCCCUAGUGCCAGCAAGUAAAACGUUUUUUUUCCUGAA
Molecule: messenger RNA, 2305 nt
Organism: Zea mays
Lineage: Eukaryota; Viridiplantae; Streptophyta; Magnoliopsida; Poales; Poaceae
Exons: 3
Coding region: 1550-2173 (207 amino acids)
Source: RefSeq, a predicted model, not a curated record